Molecule: messenger RNA, 791 nt
Organism: Sinocyclocheilus rhinocerous
Lineage: Eukaryota; Metazoa; Chordata; Actinopteri; Cypriniformes; Cyprinidae
Product: ras-related protein Rab-39B-like
Exons: 3
Coding region: 131-751 (206 amino acids)
Molecular function (GO): GTPase activity; GTP binding
Source: RefSeq, a predicted model, not a curated record
CACCUACGACGAUCAAACGGACUCUGCUCUAUGCAGAAAAACACAGGAGAAGCUGAGGAACUCUAGGUUUAUUUUUACCUAUGUUUACAAUGAGAACUUCAAGACCUCUAAGUACCAGUUUCGAAUCAUCAUGCUAGGAGACUCCACCGUGGGCAAAUCAUCCAUGUUGAAGCGCUACACUGAGGAUCUGUUUCUGGAGUGCAUCAACCAAACAGUCGGAGUGGACUUCUAUGUACACUUCCUAGAGGUGGAACCUGGGGUGAGAGUCAAACUGCAGUUCUGGGAUACAGCUGGUCAAGAGAGGUUUAGGUCUGUGACUCGCUCCUACUACCGUAACUCAGUCGGAGGUCUUCUGGUGUUCGAUCUGGGCAACCGCAAAUCUUUCGAAAACGUGCAGCAGUGGUAUGCAGAGGUGUGCGAACGUGUACAACCCUACACUGUGCUCUUUGUGCUGGUGGGACACAAAAGUGACCAGGUCAAAGCUGGAGAGCGAGCCGUGGACCGAACUGAGGCAGAAAAGCUCGCAAGCCAAUUGGGAGCGCCGUACAUCGAGGCCUCAUCAAAAACGGGUCACAAUGUGAAAGAGGCCUUUGAACUCUUGACCCGGAGGGUUUAUCAGGGCAUAAAAAGUGGAGAGAUCCAGUUGCGUGAGGGGUGGGAUGGAGUCAAGAGCUCAGCACCUAGAGCCCAAACACUCCAGAAGAUACAAAACAAUGAAGCCGCUGAGAAAAACAAGAGCUGUGCUUGUUAACUUACAAUAUGUGGUUCUCGCAAAUUUUGUGUAGAUCUUC